Thunnus maccoyii (southern bluefin tuna) is the source of this 3030-nucleotide messenger RNA. It is a transcript of the gene best4, whose product is annotated as bestrophin 4. Gene Ontology annotation, molecular function: chloride channel activity. The coding region runs from base 1414 to 2802 and encodes 462 amino acids. The transcript is spliced from 10 exons. Lineage: Eukaryota; Metazoa; Chordata; Actinopteri; Scombriformes; Scombridae. The record is from RefSeq and is a predicted model, not a curated record.
ACUGAGAGAAAGAUCAGCUUGCCUACAAUUCAAAGACAUUAGAUUUAAAAGUCUGAGAGAAAAUUGGUUUUAUGUUUGAAAGAAUCAUGCUCCCAUCAGAAGGAGCUUCCACCUGCUCACCUGAAAUGACAAAAGAUCAAAGACACAAAUAACUUCUUAGUAGAGAUCUACAUUAAAUUAAAUGAACACACAUCUCUGUCUGUGUAACCAACUGUCAUUGUUUCAUUAAGGCUUUUAACAAUAUCCCAGAUAGAAAGUCAAUUUUUAUACUCGGUUGCAUUUCUGUGUGCAUAACAAGCACACUGAUGUCAUCAGUAUGCUUGUUAUGCACAUUGAUAACAUCAGUAUGCAUAACAAUCACACUUAUGUCAUCAGGACUCAGCUGAGGCUGAAACAAUUAGAUGAUUAAUGAAUUAGUUGACUAACAGAUAAUUAAUCUGCAGCUAUUUUCCUUUCAUAUCAGCUUGUCAAAUGCAAGAAUUUGCUCCUUUUCUUUGUCUAAUGUGACACUAAAUCAAAUAUGUUUAAGUUUCGACUGAUCAGACAAAAACAAGUAAUUUGAAGAUUGUUCGGGCUUUAGGAAAUUGUGCUCGCAUUUUGAUUUUUUUCUAAUUUUUUUUUACCUUUUAUAUACUAGAAGAUUUACUUAGAAAAGUACACACCUAUCAGUUCACUUCCAAUCUCUAUUGUUUCACAAGACGAAAUUCUUUUUGCAGCAAGGCAGCAAAAACAUGAAAAACAUAAACACAAUGAAAACACACAAAGAAAAGUGUCGGUACUGUAGACGCAAUGUGGACAACAAUAAUGUAUGUUUGAAGCAAGAAAAACUGCAAGAAGAAGAAUAAAGAUAAGAAAAAUAAAGUGUUAAGCUGUGUGAGGAAGCAAGAAGCAAUUGAUAACAAUAAUAUAUUAUAUAAUCUAUAAUAUAUUAGAAUUAAGAGCAGUGUUAAAUUAAUUUUAGAUGUCUGCAGAGCCACAUCAGCUGUGUGAGGAGACGGAAACUAUCAAAUCAACUAAAGAAUCAUCACUGAAAAAAUAGUCGAUAUUAACACUGUGGAAUUUACUGUAAGCUUUGUAGACGAUAGUACAGAUUUGGUAACAACACCUGAACUGAUGUAAUCACCCAAAAGAAGUCCUAAAAACUUUCCAUUUGAGGACAAAACACACAAUAGUUUACUAAGAGGGUGUUUCCAUGUAUUCUGUUAUAAUAACAGUGGGAGAAAACUUCUUUGACAUCAUGUUCCCAGAUAAUAAAUUUAAGAUGAUGAAUUGUGACAGCGCAGCAGGGAGGUUUAAAUUGAGACCAGGAGGAAGCAUUUUUCUUCCCAGGACAGUUUGAUUCAACGCAAGUCCAAGUGACACAACCUUCCUCACAGGAGAUUUCUGCUCUUCCAACACCACAAAAAGCCAGACAUGACAGUUUCUUACACACUUGAGGUGGCCAAUGCAAAGUUUGGUGGCUUCUCUAAACUCUUGUUCAGGUGGAAGGGAAGCAUCUACAAGCUGCUGUACAAAGACUUCCUGGUGUUUUGUGGGGUGUAUCUGUUUUUCAGUGUGUUUUACAGGUUCCUCCUCACACCAAGGCAGCAGGAUCUGUUUGAGCGUAUCGCCCUUUACUGUGACCAUUUCACCAACAGCAACUUCAUCCCAGUUUUAUUUGUGCUGGGUUUCUAUGUGACUCUGGCCUUUAAUCGAUGGUGGGGUCAGUACACCAGCUUCCCCCUGCCUGACAACCUGAUGAUGGUGGUGUCUGGGAACGUUCACGGGGCAGACGAGAGGGGUCGUCUGCUGCGACGCACGCUCAUGAGAUACGCAAACUUAUCUUCAGUGCUUAUUCUCCGCUCCAUAAGCACAAGAGUUCACAAGCGCUUCCCAACUCUGGAGUACGUUGUGGAGGCUGGAUUCAUGACGUCACAUGAACUGAAAAAGUUUGAGUCCCUGCAUUCUGACUUCAAUAAGUACUGGAUGCCUUUGACUUGGUUUACAAAUCUGGCGUCCAAAGCGAGAGAGGAGGGUCGAGUGAGGGACGACAUAGCUUUGAGACUUCUCAUGGAUGAGCUUAACAACUACAGAACAAAAUGCAGCCUCCUCUUCCACUAUGACUGGAUAAGCAUCCCACUGGUCUACACUCAGGUUGUUACUAUAGCAGUUUAUUCAUAUUUUGCCCUUUGCGUGAUUGGCCGACAAUUCCUGAACCCUGAGAAAGGAUACAAGGAUCACAAACUGGACAUGUACGUCCCUGUUUUCACUCUGCUGCAGUUCUUCUUCUACACUGGAUGGCUCAAGGUGGGGGAGCUGAUUAUCAAUCCAUUUGGUGAGGAUGAUGAUGAUUUUGAGACCAACCAGCUGAUUGAUCGAAACAUUCAGGUUUCGAUGCUGGCGGUGGAUGAUAUGUACCAGAACCUGGCUCCGAUUGUGAAGGACAAGCACUGGGCGCAGAGACAUUUCUCAAUCCCUUACACUGUGUCGACAGCAGCAGAGACUCUCAGACCAGCUUUCAAAGGCUCCACCUUCGACAUGAGGAUGAGCGCUGAUGAUCUAGAGAUUCACCAGCCUGCAGACUCUUCUGUAAGAACGAAGUAUUUCCCUCUUAAGAGCUCUCUGGGCGAUGGGCUUGACGGCCCUCUGCAGAGGGGUAAAGGCGUUCUGCGUGGCGGGAGUCUCCCUUCUCUGAUAGACGUCUUAUCCCACCCAAAUGAGGACGAAGAUGUCGAUGCUUCUCCUGAGGGGGAAGUCAUGUUCUUCAAUCAUAACAAACAGGAAAAGGUGAUCAUUAAAGUUGCAGUGGAACCGAACAAGUAAAAAAUAUACUUCUUCUGUGAUGCAACCACUGUAUUGUUUUAAGCAAAGAAUGUAAACUUUAUGAUUACACACAACUGAAUUAAUUUGUGAAUAAAAUAUGUAUAUUUGACAAUGAGAAAAUCUGUUUGUAUUUUCCAUUUAUGAGAAUUCUAAAUGUAUGAUCUCAAGUAUUAAUGCACGACUGUAUACUGGUGAUAGUAGAUCACCAACUUUAUAAUAGACCUGAAA